AAUUCAUCGAGCAUGACUUCUCCGUCAAGCUCUGAAUCAUCAAUGAAAACAUGGUUUUAUUUCUGCUAGCUUCUAUCGUCUUCUUCCCUUCUUCGUCCUUUAAAAAAUUGAACACUGUUACCAGGGCCAUCAUUGGGGAACUCUGCUUUCCCUCCAGAGGCGUAUUUGGAGAUCACAAUUUUGUUUUGUCGGGGCCGCAAUGACGACCAGAAAGGUGAGAAGAUCAAACUCAUACAGGAAAAUUCUAAUGCAAAGGCAAAUUCAGAAUCAGAGGGAAUGAAGCUUGAAGGCAAUGCAGUGAUGAUCUCAAUAGGACUAACCGUAGGCGCUCCUCUUCCUUUGAAGCUCCCCGGCAGCUAUCCGGGGUCCAUCGGAUUCAAUUCCAACGGGAUUAAACUUGUGUUUGGAUUGGAAAAAGAAGACUGGGGAAAAUCAAAGAAAGUGAUAGAAGCAUCAAACGCAGAAGCAGAUUUGGAGGAAGCAGGGGAAACGGCGUUGCAGGGCGGUGGUGGCGAAAGCAAAUAUGUUGGAGGCGGGUUCGAAGGAAUCGAGGUUGUUAAGAGGAAGAUGAGGCUGCAAAAGAUUAGGAUGAGGAUGGAGGUGAGGAGGAAGAUGGAUCUGGUGAGGAUGCUGAACAGUAAGGAGAUAGGAAAUGAGAAAGAGAGAGAGAAAGAAAGGGCUGGGCUGGGUGCUUAAUGGAAAGUAAUUGCUGGGUUGUUGCUGGGUCAAUCGAAGGAACCCAACUCGAAGCAUGUUCUCAAUCGCUUCUUUUCUCCCAUAAUAUGCAAUUCCUAGUACGCAAUCGAGGUUGCAACUUGAAUCGAAAUGUUUUCUGAGCGCAAGAGGUUGAUGAUUC
Messenger RNA from Rubroshorea leprosula, 856 nucleotides. The record is from the annotation of a GenBank genome assembly. NCBI's taxonomy places the organism in Eukaryota, Viridiplantae, Streptophyta, Magnoliopsida, Malvales, Dipterocarpaceae.